AGUGGCAACCUUUCGGUCGGGUGGCAAUACUUGGGCCAGGUGGCGACGUCGUGGUUAGAAAAGCGUUUUGCGAAAGACAUAUUUUCGCUUUUUGUAAAGUACAAAUAACCAAUUAAAUAACAAAAUAAACAAAUUGAACCAUAUAGUUCAUGAAAGACUGAAUAAGUUCACUCGGUCAUUUCAGUGAACCGUUCACUUGAACUUUCUCUGAACGAAAUGACCUAACUUUGGAUGCAGCUCUACUAAUUAUACGCGUUUUAUAUGAGUUUGAUAGUUUGUUGUUUGAAAUUCAUUCAUUUUAAUUAUGGCAAAUGAAUACAGUGUGCUGCGAUUGCCGGUGGAUUGCGAAUCCUUGCGAUUUAAUGACUGGUCCAUCAGCUAUGAGAAAUCGCAUAUAUUGAAGAGUAUGUGCCAUUUGGGCAGCGACAAGUGUUGCGAUAAGAACGAUGCCAAUCGCUGUGAUCUGUGCCAUUAUCAGCACUCUCUGGAGUUGCCCCAUCUGCCAGACAUGGUGUUCCACAAAAACAGGCUCGUCCUCCAGCACACCAAUGGCGCUCUCAUGGAAUUCAAGCCUAUCGAUGCUCUCGCUCUGGUAGCCAAUGGCAAAGACUCCGCGGUCGAGGUUGCCUGCGCUCAGGAAUGGCGGGAAACGCGUUCGGAACAAAAUAUGGAGCAGAAGUACAAGCCUUUCGAUUGGACAUUCACCUCAACAUAUCAGGGCACUUUGAACGAUAAGUUUCGCAGCGAACCAACCGAUCAGACCCUGAACAAGAUGAAGCUAAUGCAGCGCGAGAAUAUAUUAUUCUAUCACGAUCUCACACUCUACGAAGAUGAACUUCAUGAUCACGGCAUCUCAGCAAUGAGUGUGCGAAUUCGUGUGAUGCCCUCCGGUUUCUUUGUUCUCCUGCGUCACUUUCUGCGCAUUGAUGACGUCCUCAUCCGGAUGCACGAUACGCGUUUCCACUGCGAGAUCGAGAACGAUUACAUAUUGAAGGAGUAUAUACAUCGGGAAGCGCCCUGUACAGCGCUCCAGAGUUCCGUGAGCUUCUGGACGAAUCCGGAUGAAAUGCAAAAUUAUCUGCCCGUAAAGUCGAAGGAGUUGCACAAGUUAUACUUUAAGUAAUCCUAAUCUUAAUCCCAAUCCUGUGGAUAAUGAUGAUGAUGAUGAUCGUGAUUCAAUGUGGUUCCCCUAGUUAACAUUUAAGUUGAAAUUUCAUGUAUUCCGUGUAAUUAAUUCAUUUUGUUUAAUACAUAUAGAUAUAUAUAAAGUAUAUUUAUUACAUGUACGCAUAUUUAUUGCGGCAACUGUGCGCUCAAUGCAAACAUUAAAAGCCAUUUAAC
This is a messenger RNA of Drosophila innubila, 1341 nucleotides long. RefSeq names its product TIP41-like protein. The record is from RefSeq and is a predicted model, not a curated record. Gene Ontology annotation, biological process: TOR signaling. The transcript is spliced from 5 exons. Gene Ontology annotation, cellular component: cytosol. The coding region runs from base 305 to 1123 and encodes 272 amino acids. NCBI's taxonomy places the organism in Eukaryota, Metazoa, Arthropoda, Insecta, Diptera, Drosophilidae.